AUGAAACGUUUCCGAGCUAAAUUGAGCGUACCGGCGUUACAGAAACUUUUUUCUGUAUUCAGAGGCGUGAAGAAACUAAGUCUUGACUGUGAUAGACCUGACGCAGCUAAUAUAAUUAUGGGUCUGAAUAUCAGACACUGCCGUAUGAAAAGAGUCAUCAAUCGAGCAGAAGAAGAAACGCUGUCCAGUUUCUUAGAAGAAGAAGAAGAGGGACAUCCAUGUCCAUUACGAAUGUCUGACGAAAAGAUCAUAAAGAGUUCAUCAAUGACUGGAGUAGACAAGGUUUUCGUCUCCAAAAUUAGAACUAAAUGUGCAAAAGAAGACAAAAAUGAUUCAUAUAAGAAUACACAUUACAGAGCUAUAGCUCAAAUGAAUAAGACAGUGAUACUGGAAGACUUAUCAUUAUCAUCAUCCACACCUAGUGGCAAAGAGGACGAAUUUGGACUCCAGCAAAAAAAUUACGUUCAAGACCUAGAAUAA
Messenger RNA from Psylliodes chrysocephalus, 480 nucleotides. The record is from the annotation of a GenBank genome assembly. NCBI's taxonomy places the organism in Eukaryota, Metazoa, Arthropoda, Insecta, Coleoptera, Chrysomelidae.